Symbiodinium natans is the source of this 1005-nucleotide messenger RNA. NCBI's taxonomy places the organism in Eukaryota, Dinophyceae, Suessiales, Symbiodiniaceae. The record is from the annotation of a GenBank genome assembly.
AUGGCGAGCCCCAAGCGGCAGAAGUCCGCAGGGAAGGGCGAUGGGUUUCCAGGCCGGCAGCUCGCGACUCUGCGGAGCUCCUCUGCGACCCUGUCCCUGGAUUCUGCGGGAGGCUCCAUUGCAAGCUUCCGGCUGGGCGCAUUGACCAACCCCCUCUGCUGGGACUCGGCGGUGCAUGAUCAGAAGGACCCGUCCGACUGCAACCCGAGGCCUCUGGGCCACUUCCUGUGCCUGGAUCGAUGGGGCCCACCUUCGGCGGCCGAGCACGCCAACGGCAUGCCCUAUCACGGUGAAGCUUCGUCUGCGCGCUGGGAUGUUCAGGCGGAAGACGGGAGUCUACGCCUCUCUGCCACGUUGCCCCUUGCGGGCCUCUCCGUGACGCGCCGCGCGCGCCUUCUCGAGGCCCCGUGCGCCGUCCAGGCAGCUCUGGCAGUUUUCGAGGACGAAGUACGGAACGACGCCAAGCUGGGCCGCAUGUACAACAUGGUGCAGCAUCCUUCCAUCGCCGCUCCCUUCUUGACCCGCGAAACAAGAGUGGACUGCAACGGCAUGCGCGGCUUCACGCAGUGCGCGCAGGAAGCAGUCGGGGCGUUGCCGUGGACGACGCCCAGCCGCUUUCCAGAGGCUAGGACGACAAGCAGCAGGGAUGCCCGGCAGAUGACCGGAGGCCAUGAUGACGUGUUUAGCUACGAAGUGGAUCCAACUUGCGCCUACGGCUGGGUCACGGCAUACACGCCGAGUCUGAACCUUCUUUUGGGAUAUGUCUGGCCACGGGCCGACUACCCGUGGGUGUCUCUCUGGUGCAGUUCAUCCGGGGAGGAGCCGCGGGCUCGCGGCCUUGAGUUCGGGACAACUGGCCUCCACCAGCCCUUCCCCGUGCUCUCACAACACCCUCGGAUCUUCGACCUGCCGACCUUCGCGUACCUGGAUGCGGGGGGGAGCUGCCUCAGGCGCCUUCGGUUUUUUUUUGGGUUUUUUGGGGUUUCGGGGCACUGGAGGGUGUAG